Messenger RNA from Lytechinus pictus (painted urchin), 7242 nucleotides. RefSeq lists its product as uncharacterized. The transcript has 12 exons. The coding region runs from base 804 to 3998 and encodes 1064 amino acids. Lineage: Eukaryota; Metazoa; Echinodermata; Echinoidea; Temnopleuroida; Toxopneustidae. The record is from RefSeq and is a predicted model, not a curated record.
AGUCAAUCAAUUAACUAAAUGAAAAUGGCAUUUUAGUAGUAGACAGUUUCUAUUGACAAGUGGGCGGCAACGGUAAAUUUUUUAUGAAAUGUCUGGCUUGAUUUCGACAGAGUUACCGAAUACUGAUGCUUAAAUUUAUAUCAUUGUGUACAUGGUGAAAAUUAAUGAUCGUUUAAGUAAGAUUGAUUAUCCAAAUAGACAAAGUCUUGACGACUUUGACUCCAUUGGUAAGAGCACCCAGAUAGCUGUCUAUUGUUUAACCUCUCGUUUUCACGCAUAUGGCAACGCACAUAAACAAUAACACUUGCAUUGCAUAUUUGCAGCUUUUCACUUUUCUUUCCACGGUACGCAUGGGUGCCUUUGCCUUUGUACCUCGUGCAAUCGAUGGAGAAACAAUUCCCAGUGAAAGAGACCGCACCAUCACUUGACCUUUAUUUAAUCGUGUUUCACGCGAAAGUUUAAAACUAGCAAUUGAAUUGGAAACAAAAUAUUUCUGUCUUCUGAAGUCGGAAGAUCGAAGACGACGAGCCUGUCCCUGUUCGCCAGCGACCGCCGCGCCAGUUCGCCCGGUACGGCACGAGCACCUGUGCUGUGGCUGGAGCCUGCCCUUGAGUUGUGGCCCUGGCCCUGUCCUUCUCACUGGACCCUGAGCAUGUUUGGUAGCCGCUCAGCUCAGUCAGAAGAAAUUAGUGAUUAUCUUGUCAGCUUUUGAUCUUUCAGCUCAGAACAUUUUAAAGUUGACUUAGUAAGACUUUGCAGGAAGGUUUUAUUGGAAGAAUUGUCCAGGUCUGGGGCCAAUCACCAUGGCUCCAAUACACCUAGUUCAAACCUUUGCAUCUCAAACAAUGUUUGGGGAUAUCGAUGCGAAAAAUGUGACUUUCAUCAUCGAUACAUCAGGAAGCAUGUACCCCUACCUUCCUGCCGUCAAAGAUCACCUGAAUGAGGUCCUCUUAGCGAGGGCGCAUCGAGAGAAAGACUCCAUGUUCAAUGUGAUCGAGUUUGCAUCGUCUGUGACACCAUGGGCUGAUCGGAUGGUACGCUGCACACCACCAACGGUCAAGGUUGCUAGUGAGUGGGUCAAUAAGCUCUCUUGCUCCGAUGGCACGAACACUCUUGAUGCCCUCACAGUGGCUUUCUCCGACCCUGUCUGUGAGGCCGUCUACCUUGUCUCGGAUGGACUUCCUGACCAGCAGCCGAGGGAGAUCCAGAAACAAGUUGCACUGGUCAGCGAAGGCCGCCCGAUUCAUGCCAUCUACCUUACUGGACUGCAUAUGGAAGUAGCCGCACAGGAGUUCCUGGAGAGCCUAGCUGCUCAAACCCUUGGUACUUUCCAUGUCAUUAGCAUGACCAGACAUGGUGCCAUUGAGCGGGUCGAAGCGGUUGUGACGUCAGACCAUAGUCCCCUCAGAAUACAGAAGGCUAUGUACAGAAAGCAGCAGGAAGCAGAAAUACCUUUGACGACCCUCGACAACCCGCCCAUCGCAGAAGAAACAACCUAUUCCGUUCAAGGUGGAGUUCCAGCCACAAGCAUUAAAACAACUCUAGAUAACCCUCCACACAGUGCCACAAUAACUUAUAAAACUGAAGGUAUUGAGAAACCGGUAAAGUACUGCAGUGUGACAACGUCUCUGGACCACAAUCCUGUUCCAGAAACAGUUAUCGUCAGGGAGUCUUUGGCACCGAGAACUGUUGUUCAGAUACCUGCAGCAACUGCAUGGGAGACCGUCAGAACUGAGCCUGCGGUCAAUCGGAUUAUCUCAGUCCCACCUAUAAGCUCUGUUGAACUGUUGGAGGGGAUGAAGGUUUUAGCAAGGAGAGAGAAAGAUGGCUAUUACUGUCCUGGUACAAUCAGAGAAAGGCUAUCGGCAAUGCGCUCCUUCUUGGUGUUCUUCGACAAGGAUCCAUCAGGAGGGAAAUGCCAGCGUCUGCUGCAGGAGACUUCAAUAUAUGAUAUCAAGGCAUACAAUGAUGCCAUGCGGCACCCAGUGGUUCCUGGAGACAAGGUUUUGGCUCCUUGGGAGAAAGCAGGAUACCGCUUUGCUCCUGGUAUAGUUCUUGAUGGCAUAGAGGGACGGUCCACUGGAUGUAAUGCUGAUUCGAGUCAUCUGGUGGUAAGUUUCUUCAAUGGUAAAACUGCCAAGGUGACAAAACAAACAGCAAUUUGGAUACCCCACAGCGAAUACGAGCGACACCGAAUCGAAAUCCAAAUGCCACUAACAGCCCGGCACUACGUCGUCAACGACCCAAGCUAUGAGCGCUCCAUCAGCGGUUACACCGUACCCAGCACGCUUCAUGAUGAUGGAGCUAUGGUUGGGUUACCGGUCCUUCAGAAGGGGCGUGUCUACGUCCCCAUGGUGAUGACAGCGUCCGAGGUUCGGGACUAUGGCAGGACUGGUGGCAGUGUCCGGGAGAGCGCGGUGAAAAGCGAGGACAUGCACGCGCUGAUCCCCGGGACGGGAAUGACCCGGCAGGAACUGAACGUCAAGGUCAUGAAGCAGCUCAUGGACAACAAGAUGAUGGGGAGUGGCAUCCUUAAGGAAGGGGGCGAUGCCCACGCCAGUGCCAAGUCCCCGAAGACUUCGACCCUGCAGAAGAGUGUGUCUUUCAACGAUGACAGCUUUGGGUUGGACAGCGGGAUCAGCUCCAUCAAGACUGAACAGGAUUUGGAAGAGUUUAAAACGGAAGAGGAGAAACUGGAGAGAGAGGUGGAGGAAAUGAAGCAGAAGAUUGAAGAAUCAAAACGAGAGAUAUCUUCCUUGAUAGAUGCAGGGAUUCAGACAAUGUCUCUCAGAGACACAUCCGUGGGAACGGACUCCUCGCUGCUCUACCAUAAAGGGAUGCGACGACCGAAGUCUGCCAAGGCCGAGGUCGGCUCGAGGCCGCAGUGGAAGUAUUGGAGGCGAAUGCAGAAGCCUCGAAGCACACAUCAGGAGCUGGUUGGUCCGUUCCGAGAUACAGCGUUGGAAGCAUCUAAGGAUGCUAAGCUGCAUGCAUCUCCUCAGUCGUCGUAUGUCUUUGAAGAUAAAGAUGUCUACGCUCCCGUGAAUAAAUCCUCUAUGUUUACACCGGUUGAUGAUGACUAUUCACCGGUCCGGACCGACCGCGCCCAGGUGGAGUGGGAGAUGCGGAGGCCACGCCCCCGCACUGCCCAUGUCGGCCCCUUUCGUGAUACCGCCCUCGAGGCUCCGAUGGAAGCCAAGCUGCAGACGACGUACCAUGAAGAUCAGGGUCCCUUCAAUAGAUCAGCAGUCUUUACUCCGGUGAACCACUCCCAGGUGCGGAGUGACAGGGCUAUGAUAGAAUGGGAGAAUAAACAGCCCCGCCCCCCGCCACCCCAAGCUCAGCGACAGAAACCGGGAAGAACCGUUACUGAUGCUGUCGGAACAAGGGACCAGAUACGGGAAGCAAAAGAGAAGAGUUAUAUCGAGUUCCGACGGAUGCAGACUGUCAAAAGGGAGUAUACCUGGUAUGUGAAAGGCCAACAAGAAAAUAAAAUGAGGGAAGCCAGGGACGAACGAUGCAGACAGUACGCAGCUGAUGUGACCCGGCGCGAUGUCCAACGUCAAAUGGACAGUGAGGCAAAAAUGGAGCAGGUUCAAGCCGCGAAGAGUGCAGUUAGUGGGACUAUCGCGAAACGUCAGAAGGAGUUGGCGGUACAGAACGGCUCACGAGAGCAGAGGAGGAUCGAUGCUUUGAGGACCAGGAAUGAGAAGAGAAUGGACGUUCAGAGACAAAAAGACCAAGAUUUACGUGAUGCGAUUCGGCAUAAAGAGGAGGUUAAACUUCAACGACAGGAAGAUCGUUCCCAGCAGCACGUUGAGCGUCUGUGCGAACGCCGUGAGCAGGAGGCUGCACGAGACCUGCAGAUGCGCAACAAAGAGUUGAGCAGGAGGUCUCACUUCCGUAACAUCGAGCGACAGAACCAAGAGCGCAAGGAUAUCAGGAUCGCGAUGAAGGAGCAACGCAACGAGGAAUUCCGCUCGCAGGUUCUACCGUAAGGAAUUACCAUUGCACAAUUAAAAGUAUAAUAUUCAAUGUUUAUAUCAAGUUGGGUAGCCUGGUUGUGGAAAGAUCUAAAGCCCCAUCACACUUAUUCAGAAUCAGCAGGAAUUAAGCAGAAGCUGGAACGAAAAAAAUAUUUUAAAAAUCUAGAAAUUUUUGGGAGGAACUUAUGAAUUCACCAAACUGGAGUUGAAAUUCAGUAAAUUGACCAGGUGAAUCAUCAUACACUAGUCAAAAUGAACCGCAAUGGAGUCAGAUUGAUAAUUCGUGCUACAUUCUUGGACAUUCUAAAUAUUCUGACUGCAUUCUGAGUGCAUUCAAAAUAUUUUUGUCAUUUCUUUUGGCCGUCCCAAAGGUUUUGGUCAUGUUCAAAUUUUUUGAGGGGUAGUUUCGAACGGUGAUCAAAGUAGAUUUAAAUGACCAACUGGUGGUCGAACAAUAGUCCUUUCAUUCCGGCCAAUUCUGCUUGAUUCGGAAUAAGUGUGAUGGGGGCUUUGCUAAAUGACAAAGGCCUGCAGGCCAUCCUUUCCGAACCCACCCUAAAAACCAUUUACAAAUUUGAAUCCUGACCAACUCUGGAAACAGUUUUUCAGGUGUCAUUUUCAAUCUUGUAAAUAGCAUACAUAAAGAAAUGUAUAUUUUAGCAUAUUAACGCCGACAACUCGUUUGAGAUUAUGUGGACAUAGUUGCUGCCUUUCAUGAAAUCUACGCGAUGAAUCAAAUUUAUUUGUUUUUAUAAGGUGUGAUUGUGCCAAGAAAAUUACUUAUGUUUUGAUUAUCUUGUUUGUGUUUGAUUCAUAAUCCAGUUUACUUCAUGCCUGUUUUCAUCCAAAAUUUGAAGUAUAAAUGAAACCUUGUCUGCCAAGCACCACAUUGUGUGGAAAUCCUACAUUUUUUAAAUAUUUUUUUAUAAUACUAACAGUGGGUGUCAUACUGGGGAGUGUUUCACGAAGGACUUGUCAGACGUUAAAUCCGACUGUUGUAAAAUUGCAACAGAAUAUUUGCAAUCGAUUGCAAAUAUUUUCUUGCAACACUCCUCAAGAGAUACAAAUUGAAAUCGAUUCAAAUUUAAGUCUGAUUUUAAUGUACCACAACUCUUUCUUAGACUGGGUCCUGGUACCAUGUCAUAGAAAUUGUAAAUAAACAAUUAUCACUGUUACAGGCUGCUUAAACUGAGAUAUUUCAUUGGCUGAUACCAAAAUUGUCAUAGAAAUUUGAUGAAAGUUUUGUGAAACCAUGUCCUGGCCUUCAUAAAUUUGUGUCUGCAAGGAAUGAGGAAUCAUUAAAAGCAAACUCAGGACAUGCUAUUAUUCUAUAUUUCAGGUUGAAACGAUCACCUUGAUUUUAUAUCCCUCUUUCAUUUUCUAUACAAACUUUGAAAGUUAAGAAGGUACAUGUAUGUGUAGUUGCAGGUUCAAAAGUAUUUCUUGUACCUGGACAGUAUACAUGUGCAUCUAUGAUUCUUUCAUAUAAUUAAAAAGAAAAAGCUAAAUAUAACUACACGUAGUUGCAGGCACAAUCCAACUUCUAGUACAUGAGUGAUUGAUUCUUAUGCAUAAUAGUGUGUUUAAAGAAUUUUUUGCAUGGAUUUUAAUUAUGUCUGUACAUGUACAUUUAAAUUAGUUGGUUGUGAUGGUGAAGCCCAAACCAAUGUGUUUUGCCCAGUGGAAUUGUAGACUGUACGGUACUUUUAUAUAUACAUGUAUUUAAGACAGUGGAAUCAUAAACAUCUAAAUCCUGUUUUAUAAACAGUUACGGCUAUGGCAUCAUUGAAUAUACCAUUGGAUCCUUGAUUUUGGUUAGCUACUUAACCAUCUUACAAUGACAAAUUUACUGUAUUGUAUUCCUCAGUUUUCUGUAAUGAAGCCCCAAGUCUUUUCUAUAUGUAUACAUGAUUAUCAACUAUUUAAAAAAAGACUCUAGUAAACAGCACUCUUUUAAUUGGACAAUGUAUGUGUUAUAUUUUUAAUGAUUUUAAAAAAUUUUAUGAGUAAAGUUAUUGUAAUUAUUUUUUAUUUAUACUAGGGCAAGGCUUUUUUCUCAUUCUUAUCUAUCUUCAAGCUUUCCAAGUCUAUAAAAUUUUGUUUUUAUGUUAAUCACAGAUAUAUAAACUACACAGAGCUUUCAUAACAUUAAUUAUCAUCUUUUAAAUUUGGCAAAGACUUAUGAACUUUAAUGAUAAUUUAAUUGACAUGAAUUAGAUGUUUCAUAUUUAUUUUAGUUUCGAUGAUGAAAUAAUUUUGUGAAAUAUUUAAUGAAAUAGAGUCAUUGUAUAUACAUGUACAUAGAAUAUUUGUAUUGCAAAGCUUUAGAAUUAUGCAUAUAUAUAUAUAUAUAAUAGAAAAUAUUUUGAUUAACAUUUUAAUAGACCUAUAAACUAGUAUGUAUGUAUAGAGAACAGAGUCAUGAUAAGUACUGAUAAGAGAAAUGUUUUUAUUUCUUAUAGAUAAUAAUCAUGCUAAGAAGUAUAUAUGUAAGAAAUGUGGUAACAAAAGACAUCAUGAUCGUACUCCAUAUACUAGUAGAUUGGCAUUUGUUUGAAAAAAAAAUUGAACUAAGGAAUGGAAAAUGAAUUUGAGAUUUUUUUUGUAUUGGUCAAUGUGAUACAUGUAUUUACUAUGAUAUUUUUAGGAAGGAGAAAAGUUAAUAAGCAAGGACUCUGCUAAUAUUUGAAAUGGUCUGUGUAGAAAUGAUCAGGAGUGUGUCAAUAUUUUUUAAACAUUGACUUGGUGUUUUUGUUGUUAAUAUAAUCUAUAUUGUAAUGUAUAGAAUGGCUAUUGAAUAUCAUUGAUUAGUUAUAUGUGUUGAAAUGUGUAUAAAAAGAUAAACUGCAUAUCUAAUCUUUUAAAAGUCUAUAUAAUGUUAAUAUAAUCGUUAUUGUAAGGCAUAUUUUUUGUGAUGAGAUUAGAAUGGCUAUUGAAUAUGAUUGAUUAGUUAACAUGAAUGUACAUGUACUGAUAUGUGUUAAGAUACAUGUACAUGUAGAUACACUGCCUAUAAAGCUCUUUUUAAAAGUCUAUUGUGUCUAUAAUAUUGGUCAACUAGUAGCAUAAUCAUGUAAUGUAAAUAGUUUACUUGAGUAAACUUGAGUGUAAACAUGGACCAGAGAGUAAAUUUGUUUGAUACAGUAUGUGUUGAUAUGUGAUGUAAACAAAAAUAGGAAUUAAGAUUCAGAUAGAUAUACAUGCAUCUUGCGUUUCCUAGUAUGUUGGAUUAAAUGCUGAAUUGUGCAUUCGCUUA